GCUGGCGGAGAUUUGAUGGCCGGUACUGAAGCGGAUAGUGUGACCUGCUUGAACGGUUUGCGGCUUUUGAGCAAAUUGGGGAUAAAAUUGCCUCUCCUCUGGCUGCGACUGGAAUCUGAACGGAAAAUAUUUACGAACGGCAGCGCGAUGGGAAACACACUAUGCAAGGAACCCGGCGCAAACAGUUCGCUCCGCCCUGGACGAGUUUUGGAUAACUUUGGAAGUUUGAUGUGUCCUAAUGGUCUGGGAAAGAACAAAUCUGGAAUAAAUAAAACAUAUUUGAGUCGACAUGUGCUGGAAACCGGUCCCAAGUCCAACACGCUCAACAGCUGGCAGAGCGCCACUCUAACCGUUCCGGAUGGAACCACCGACGGAGGCGUCGUCGUCGACCGUCCCCCGAUGGCUCCACCGCGCAAAAAGCGCGGAAGUACGCUGGAACGUGACACUUCUCCCCCAAUUUCGCCGCCACCGCCACCACCCCCACCGAAAACGCUAAAGGUCAAGAAUGGCUUCAAGGACGUCUUCGGGCCGGACAGCCGGCGCCAGUCGUACGAUGUUCCGGGCAGCAAGGCGAAAGACACGGUGGACGAGAGAUUGCAGGGCAAGUCGGUGUCGAGUUUUGAGAUUGACGCGAAGAACGAUGCGUUCAGUGACUUUUCCAAGGUUCCGACCAAGGGUGAGUUGGAGAAGGGUGGGACCGGAAAGGCUUCCUCAAAGGUUGGGAAUAGGAAGUCGGAUAAGUUUUUCGGGGAGAAUCUGUCGGAUUCGCUGUCGAACGAACCGGUGGUGAAGGAACGAAGGAGGAGUUCGAAGAAGGGGAUGGAGGAUUUGGACAAGAUCGAUCAGUUUAUUGAGAGCAACGUGCUGAAGAGCGAGGUGAAGGCUACGGUUGGGAGCGAUGUUCCGAAGAUCGAAAUUACCAAACCGGAUGGGAAGGGGGUUGAGCAGAAGGUUAAAAAGGUGGAUUCUGUAAAAUCGAUGAAGGAGUUGGAUUUGGAUGACCAGGAAACCCAGGAGAGCCUGAUCAAGUACCUUGACGAAUCAGUUGGGAAGGAAACGAAUCUGGGGAAGAAGGCGGAGUUCCUGAUGGCCAUGUUGGAGGACUACCCGGAGGAUAAAUAUCUUGGCAUGAAACCGGUUGAGGAGCCGCUGAUUGUUCCAAGGAAGCGCAAGAGUCGCCACAUUUGUGAUGAUGAUAACCACAUGCAUGGAAUGAUGCACAAGUGCGAAAAGGAAUCAACCAAGCAGCUGAUCACUACGGAAGCAUCGAUCGAAACACCUCCGCGGAAGCCAAGUCGAGAUUUUAGUCGAUAUUUGGCAACGGCGGAUGGUUGCAGCGAUUCGGACGACUCUUGUUUCUCGAGACCGAUUCGCAAGCAGCGAUCACCGAGUCGGAAGGCGCUUCCGUCACCUCCGAUGCCGCCAAAGCUGACGAAGAGCGUGUCGGAAGUACAGUUCCGCUGUAAUCUUGGCGAUUCGAUGGUCAGUACUGCGAAGAAAACCGAAGAAACCGGCGACGCAAAGGCCCACACUCCAAGAAUGCUGAAGCGAAUCAUCUCGAUGCCAUCGAACAUGGUCAAGGCGGAAUCACGAAGCACAACUCCUCAACCCGUACUGCUAAAAAGCAGCAGCUCCAGCUCGUUCCUCAUCAAGGAUCUGCAGAAAGCCCACAUCAGUGUGGGUCGUUUCACUCCGGAGGAACAUUCCCACAACGCAGCGGACGAGCUGGUCAAGCCCAAGCAUCGACUUGCGGUGCGGAAAAUCUCCGUCAAAUCCAACGAUGGCUCGCAGUACACCCCAACUCCAACCCAAGAAAUGGCACCGCCCAAGUUCACCAUCGGAAGCAGCGAGGUUGUGCGGAGCUCAACCCCGCCCCCAGUCCCAAAGCGUAGAAAGUCCUCCGGUGUCGAACUCAAGCAGCAAGAUUCCCGCAUCGAUCCCGUAUCGCACAAGAAUCCUCUCAUCAAAGAGAUCAUCAAGUACGACCUGGGAUCGUUCCUGGAGUCGUCCCAAAUCCUCCACCACCACGACAUCACCAACGUGAUCGACAACGUGUACAACGCCGCCGACAGCAAGGAAAACAUCCUGAGCGAAUUCCAGCAGUACCUGGAAGAUCACAUCACCGAAGAAAUCAACGACGCCAACUCGCAGAAUCCCAACAGUGCCAAGCUGCUGGAACUGCUACGCGAUCGAGCAACCGAAGAAGACGACAAGCUGGAGAACGUCAAGAUCGACCUGGUCAGCUCGGAAAACUCCAACCGAUCGUCCGAUCUUGACGAGUGCUUCGAUUCGGAGUUUGUAAAGAUAGAAAAACCGGAACUCCCACAAAGCAAAGACGACGCAAGUGACUGGCCAGAAUCGGCUUCGGAGUUGGACACCGAAGUAGAGGACACGGACAAGCUGGGCAAAAUGGUACACGUUAAGGGUGGACCGGCCCGGAUGGGCCGUCGGGAAAGCAUCGAGGACGUUGACAGCUGGUUCCAGCAUCACAACGAGCUGUCCGAGGGUGAGGAAAUCAUCGGAGUUAGGAAGCAACGGCGCGGGUCGGACGGGUUCCUCUCGUACGAUAUGACGCGACAGUAUCCGUUUGGUGAGGUGAAGCACCGUAGAGAUUCGCUGUCGGCGGAAAUGUUCGAGGACAUUACGAAGCUGCACGACAUGGGAGUGAGCAAGGAUAAGGCAAACUCACCGAAGGUUGUGGGGGAAAGUCGCAUUCGCGAGCGGCGCGGCUCGGAUGGGUUGGUGUUUUACGACACGAGCCGGAAGUUUCCGUUUGGGGAGCCGAACACGGAGUUUCCCAAGGGUUUGCUGGCGGAGGGGGAGAAGCAAAGACAGGCGAAUGGGGAUGAUGCGGGUGAGAAGUCGGGAGAGGCCACGACGAACGAGAAGAUCGAGAAGAAAGUAGAGGCAGAGAAGAAGGAUGAUCCGGUGGAGCAUUCUACGUUACUGAAAAUUUUGUCCAAGGAAAAUUUGAUCUAGUAGCGUCGUAGAUGAUUGGAAAAUUUCAAAUUAAAAUAUUAUUAUUUUCGAAAGAGUCAGUAUUAGAAAGAAAAGAGUAAAAAGUGGUAGCUUGAUUCAAAAGUUUUAGAACGUAAAAUGUGUUGUAAUCAUUCCGAGAGUUACCGAUCAUAACUUAGUCAAUAGUGUAAGACGUGAAGUAAACUUGCUUUAAGAGAAUCUCGCUGAGAAGUGUAUGAUACUUGUAUAUUUUGAAAUAAAGCUAUGUGAAUAAA
Culex pipiens pallens (northern house mosquito) is the source of this 3233-nucleotide messenger RNA. RefSeq lists its product as uncharacterized. Bases 16 to 2979 code for a protein of 987 amino acids. Lineage: Eukaryota; Metazoa; Arthropoda; Insecta; Diptera; Culicidae. The record is from RefSeq and is a predicted model, not a curated record. The transcript is spliced from 4 exons.